Molecule: messenger RNA, 912 nt
Organism: Daucus carota subsp. sativus
Lineage: Eukaryota; Viridiplantae; Streptophyta; Magnoliopsida; Apiales; Apiaceae
Exons: 1
Coding region: 1-912 (303 amino acids)
Biological process (GO): telomere maintenance; DNA replication; DNA repair
Cellular component (GO): replication fork
Molecular function (GO): DNA helicase activity
Source: RefSeq, a predicted model, not a curated record
AUGCAGCAUCGUUACGCGUUUGAGUGUGUGGACCGCAGCAUACGGGAUAUAAUGUCUGCUGUCAACCCGGAAAAAGCUCAAAAACCUUUUGGAGGCAUAACCGUUGUGUUUGGCGGCGAUUUUCGUCAAAUCUUACCUGUUAUCCCCAAGGCAGGGAGACCCGAUAUUGUUGGUGCUUCUCUGAAUAAUUCUCGACUGUGGGAACACUGCAAGGUCUUCCUCCUUUUUCGGAAUAUGCGUUUGCAUGCUGGCAACACAGAUGAGCAAAACAGACUUAUAAAAGAGUUUAGUGACUGGCAGUUAAAAGUUGGAGAUGGGAAGGUCGAUCCAAUUAGCUUCAAGGAGCAUGUUUCUGAGGUAUUAUUUAGAUUACCACAGCAGCAUGUUAUUCACUCCGAGGACAAACCAAUACAGGAUCUGAUUGAUGUUGUCUAUCCAGAUUUUGCAAACCGAUGUUCAUCUUCUGAGUAUUUUAGUUCCCGUGCCAUUCUCACGCCAACAAAUGCAGUUGUUGAUGACAUAAAUUACGCUAUUCUUGACAAACUUCCCGGAGAGACGUAUACAUACCUGAGUCAGGACUCAUUAGAAGACCAGGGUGUAGAAGAGAAUGAUUUUGACGAGUCGUUCCCAAUCGAAUAUCUAAAUUCUUUGAACCUGCCUUGCAUUCCUAAACAUGAAUUGAGGGUAAAAGUUGGUACUCCAGUUAUGCUGAUGAGGAACUUAAACCAGAUAAACGGUCUUUGCAACGGAACUCGGAUGAUAGUGACUGGAUGCAAGAAGAACACUAUUGAAUGUGAAAUAAUGUCCGGUUCCCAUGCUGGUAAAAAGCAUCUGAUACCGCGCAUAGAAAUGAUACCGCGCAUAAAAUUAAAAAACAAUAAAGAUACAAAGAGAAAAAAAAAGCAUUUGUGA